This is a messenger RNA of Diuraphis noxia (Russian wheat aphid), 672 nucleotides long. RefSeq lists its product as uncharacterized. NCBI's taxonomy places the organism in Eukaryota, Metazoa, Arthropoda, Insecta, Hemiptera, Aphididae. The record is from RefSeq and is a predicted model, not a curated record.
AUGGUAGAAGGAAGUUUCGCCAGCGCGGGAGUCACAAUUGACAAUACGAAAUUCGGGUAUGUUGKUGGAGCAUUACCGCCAAAAUAUGCAGUUGAAGUCAAUGACAUAAUUAUGACGCCGCCCUCGGACAGUAAGUACACUAAAAUUAAACAGGAAUUAAUAAGACGUCUUAGUGCCUCCCAAGCGGAAAAAACACGCCAACUUUUGGAACGCGUUGAGAUUGGAGACCAUAAACCGUCACAAUUUUUACGCCWCCUCCAAAGCCUAGCUGACUCUUCCGUUCCGGAAACAUUAUUGAAGACACUCUGGAUGGGUCGCUUACCGAUAAGUAUACAAGUAGCGUUAGCAAUAGUUAAAGACAGCAAGCUUGAAGAUCUCGCUGUCCAUGCAGACAACAUCGCUGAUGCAUCGGGUCCUUUUCUACCUCAAAUAGCAGAGACUUCAAGAAGUGAUACUUUURAAGCCAUGUYGAAUCUUAAGAUCUCUCAACUUAGCUUAAGUAUYAAUCAAGAAAUCGCGACCUUGAGAAGUGAAGUAGCGGCGAUAAAUACUCGUCCCUCGCGUAAUCCGAACUCAAAACAAAGUACUUACAGUUUGAGAUCUCGAUCUYKAAACCAUACUUUUCAKGKCGUAGAUGGAUUAUGCUGGUAUCAUUGGCGUUAUGGAUCAUAA